This is a messenger RNA of Acanthopagrus latus (yellowfin seabream), 4542 nucleotides long. RefSeq names its product protein phosphatase, Mg2+/Mn2+ dependent, 1Bb (gene ppm1bb). The transcript is spliced from 6 exons. Gene Ontology annotation, molecular function: protein serine/threonine phosphatase activity; magnesium ion binding; manganese ion binding. The coding region runs from base 419 to 1858 and encodes 479 amino acids. Gene Ontology annotation, biological process: positive regulation of canonical NF-kappaB signal transduction; protein dephosphorylation; positive regulation of canonical Wnt signaling pathway. The record is from RefSeq and is a predicted model, not a curated record. Gene Ontology annotation, cellular component: nucleus; cytosol. NCBI's taxonomy places the organism in Eukaryota, Metazoa, Chordata, Actinopteri, Spariformes, Sparidae.
UGCCAAAAAUAACACCUCCUCUUGUUCAGCACCCAAAGUCGAAGGAUAGCUCUGGCCUUUCAAUUGAAGAAAGUGCUAGAUUUGUCAGUGUUGUAUAAUAUAUCCAAUUCCGAGUGUCCAUAUGUGUUUUGGAGCGAUCGGAAUUGUCUUAAUUUAAUGUGAGAGACAGAACUGGCGUCAAACAUGCGUAAAAAUCAACGCUAUCCAAGCAGGGAACCACCGAGAAAGGAAUUAUCGCCGCUCUUCUGAGGCCAAUCUCGAUUAUUUUUGUCAAAUAAGGAAACAUAACAUAGCUAGCUAGCGAACGUUAGCUCCGUAGAUAGCUAGGUUGCCGACAUAUCUUCACACAAAAGCAGAAUCCAGCAGAUAAUCAACAUUGGAUCUACAUUCGCAGCAGCAGGAAAACCUGUAGGCAGCAAUGGGUGCAUUCCUGGACAAGCCGAAGACGGAGAAGCAUAGCGCCCACGGUGAGGGUAAUGGACUGCGCUAUGGCCUGAGCUCCAUGCAGGGCUGGCGGGUGGAGAUGGAGGAUGCCCACACAGCUGUGGUGGGCCUCCCCCAUGGACUCGCCGACUGGUCCUUCUUUGCUGUCUACGAUGGCCACGCAGGCUCCCGGGUGGCCAACUACUGCUCCGGCCACUUGCUGGAACACAUCUUGUCAGGAGGGGCCGACUUCAGUUCAGGACCCAGCUCCGUGGAGGGCGUGAAAGAUGGCAUCCGCUCGGGCUUCCUGAACAUUGACGAGUACAUGCGCAGCUUCUCUGACCUGCGGCAGGGCCUGGACCGCAGUGGAUCAACAGCCGUGUGCGUGUUGCUCAGCCCGACCCACCUCUACUUCAUUAACUGCGGCGACUCUCGGGCCGUGCUGAGUCGAGACACCAAGGUGGGCUUCUCCACCCAGGACCACAAGCCCUGCAACCCCCGUGAAAAGGAGCGCAUCCAGAACGCUGGCGGCUCGGUCAUGAUCCAGAGGGUAAAUGGCUCCCUGGCUGUGUCCCGGGCCCUGGGGGACUACGACUACAAAUGUGUGGAUGGUAAGGGCCCCACGGAGCAGCUGGUGAGCCCUGAGCCCGAGGUGUGUGUGUUGGAGCGAGCGACUGAAGGAGACGAGUUUGUGGUGCUGGCGUGCGACGGAAUCUGGGACGUCAUGUCCAACGAGGAGCUGUGUGAGUUUGUCCGCUCACGACUCCUGGUGUGUGACGACUUGGAGAAGGUCUGUAACUCAGUGGUGGACACCUGCCUGCAUAAGGGGAGCAGGGACAACAUGAGCGUGGUGUUGGUGUGUUUCCCCGGAGCUCCCAAGAUCUCAGAGGAGGCCGUGAAGAAAGAGGAGGAGUUGGAUAAAUAUCUGGAGACGCGUGUUGAGGAGCUGCUGGGAAACUGUGGGGAGGCUGGAGUCCCUGAUCUUGUGUCUGUCCUGAGGAGCAUUGCCACAGAGAACAUCCCCAACCUUCCACCUGGAGGAGGCCUGGCCAGCAAACGGAGCGUGAUCGAGGCGGUGUACAACAAGCUGAACCCUCACAGAGAAGAGGAAGGGGCCUAUGCGGGGGGAGAGGAGGAGAGUGAGGAGGGAGGUGGCAGCACGGCGGCUCAUCUGCUGGAGGCUCUGCGGCAGUUCCGCCUGCACCACCGGGGGCAGUACCGCACGGUGCUGGAGGAGUCCCUGGCCACGUAUCACCUGCGGGGGGAGAGCGCUGCCGAGGGAGCAGGGGAGGGCAGGAGGACCUACGAUGACGAUGACGACGGCCAGGAGCGGCCCGCCUCCCCUCCCUCUCCCCCUUCGCCCCCGCCCUCACCUGCCACUGCAGAGCCGGAGGCCUGCCAUGAUGCCCCCGAGUGCGAUACCUCCACUGACUGAGCACCCCGCCCGCAUUAACCAACCAUCCCAUCUAUACGACCCCCCCAGAGCGCUAGUCAGAUGUGCUAUGACCUCUCCUCCUCUUUCCUUCAUCACAGAACUCGAAUGGACACAUCGGCCACUCCCUAUCAUCAGUAGCCUCCCAUUGCUAUUCAUGAAUAUUUUAAUAACGCAAUGGAGUUAAAAAUGGCCCCUCUGUCGAUUUAAGUUCUGUCUCCCAACCACGUAUAUACCUCCCACCUAAUAAGGACUCUUUCUCUCUUGUGUGUGUUUGUCCUCUGACCAUCCUGGCUUGGAUCCCCAAACUUGCCAGCCACUUUUACAACUCACAGACUGAUGUUUACAAUAGAACAUAAUCAAUAACAACUUGCUCUUAAAUGCAAAAGUGGCUGGUGAAGCAGAAAUGAACCUUGCACUCCAUGGCCUAUAUUUACCAGUAUUGGCUUCUGGCUGAUUUCCCACUUGAACCCCUCCUCCCUCCCCUCUCCCCCCCCAGCUUCACCCCCACUCCUGCUUACAGUGGACGAACUCACCAACAAAAGGAGAGGGGACCUCUCUGAACUGCAACUGUGUUCAACACACCGUCUCCAGGCUAUCUACAGACUCAGAACACACUCUUUUGUGUAUAUGUUCCUGUGUGUAUGUGUUGUCUGCAUGAGUGUGAGUGAGCAAGAGACCCAACCAUCACUACUAACCGUUGUGUUUAUGGUGGCGGGUGAGUGUUAGCCCAUUUAUCGGCAUGUUCGGAGAUGCUAGGAUGUUCGAAGCAUUGUGGGUACAGAAAAACGGGGCAGUUUAACACCGAGGAACACUUGUGUGUGAGAGGGUUGGUGGAUGUGUACUUGUAAUCUGAGCUUCAUUUCAUUAAAAUCGUUCCAUAUCGAUUAUUAGCACAAAGGGGUUAAAGCUGCGUCCUGGAUGGAAUGUAAAUGAGCAAAGCAGCCAUAACAUUAACUUUUGUUUGAAUGAACAGUAAAAGACUGUAACCACGCUAGAACUAGUGCACUUAAGAAAACAAAGUAUAGGAUGGAAGAAAAAUGGCGAGAAACCUUCCAAAAGAUAAAACGGCGGCACCAGACAAAAGGUCAUGAAGAGCCUAAAAUCAGAGGGUUUAUCCCUUUGUGUAGUGUGUUUGUUCUCCUUAGAAGUAGUUUGUUGCUCUGCAGUGCACCACAAGGUGUGACGUGGCUCAACUUUUGUCUGUCAGCUCAAAUCACAGCUACUGUUGACAUAGAGAGACCUGGGUGGUGCCAUAGAAAAGCUCAGGGAGGUGGCUCUGCACUGCACUGUAACGGAGGUGUGGAGACUAACCAGACGUACGUUUGCCAAAAUAACCAGUUCGUCUUCAUCCUUCCAGCCUUUGUCUCGUCAAACCAAAAGAUGCUGUUUGAGUUAAAGCCCUAAUCUCACCUUUGUGUUGCAUGUUGAGAUUUGUUUUUUUGGGCGGGGAAAGAGCUCGUCUGUCUCUUGUGGACACUGCAGGAACAACGUCAUUUUUCAACCGUAGCUCUCGUCAACCAACCUAGGUUAAGUGUCACAAAUGUGAGAUUAAUGCUUUUAUCAUAAAUGUUUUCAAACUGUCUGUGUUAGAGAAAAGGGAAGUGGUUGGUUUAGUGCAGCUUUUCACAGGAAGUAUGUGAGAUGGAUGACAGUUGAGCUUGGUGAAGCUGUGCGACGCUGAAUGUGAUAAAACUUAGAUGAAUUCCUCAACAACAACAUGGCCUCUCUUCUGGCUAACAUGUGUAAACAUGCCUACACUUGGCAUGUUAGCACACAUGGUCACUGCAAGUUCAUUGAACAUUUUAGUAUGUGGCCUGUUUUCAUGCUAACAUUCCUCAUGUUAGCCUGCUAAUAUAGAGAAGUGUUUUAUGUUAACAUGCCAACAAUUAGCAUGUUAAUAACCGUUUUAGUAUAUGGCUUGUUGGCAUGCUAACAUUCAGUAUGUUAUAUAAGCUUUUAUAAGCUUGCUAAUAUGAUGAUAUUAUGUUAACAUGCCAACAAUUAGCAUGCUAACAACUGUUGAAAAUUGCCAUGCUAACACUUAACAUGUAACAUUUUAGUAUAUGGCUUGUUGGUAUGCUUGGGUUGGAAGUGUUUAUCACUUUAGCCUGACGAUGUGGCAGUGUUUGUAAUGCUAACAUGCUAAUGUGCUGUCUUAGAUGGAGAAUUGUGCCCGCAGAUGUUUCUUCCAAAUACUCAUCCAUCAUGUAGUUGUGAGGAUAUUGAACUUGGAGGUGUUCAGUGUGGUUUUAACUGCGGCAGGAUGUGUUUCUGCUCGACAACAGCACACUUAGAGUUCAUUUCAUACCUCGGAGGUUAUGACGGAUCAACAAAAAACCACUCUGAAACUCUUUAGUUUAUUAUGAACGUCUGAUUCGAACAGUCUGAACCGACAGUGUUUGUUUUUCUUCUUCCUCUUUGAAAGCAGGCACAGGGAGGUUAUUGUAAGCCUACAGUAUAUAAUGCCCAGUACCCAGCAACUCUGGUAAUGCAUGCACUGCACUUAUCAUGUCAAUAUAAGGCACUUAACUAUCAGGGGGGAGGUUAUGCUAAACACUGUGCGUAUGUACGUGCGUUUGUGUACGUGUGAGUUGUAUUUGUAUGUGAUUACGUUGGGCCGAAUCAGUCCCACACGGUCAAAAAUGACAAAUGAACAAAUAAAAAUGAUUUGAGGUAUAAUGCUA